AUGGCUAAAAAUUUGAUUCAAAUCGUGAUAUUAGGCGCACAAGUUGUCGGUCGAGCAUUUGCUCGAGCCUUACGGCAAGAAAUUCAACAUGCAAAAACUACACAGCAGACCGGAAAAACAUCUGCGAAAACCGUCCAAGCAGAUCGUGUCACCGGCAUGUCUAUACAAGAAGCAAAACAAAUUCUCAAUAUCACUGAUAAUGAUUUGAAGGAUUUGGAAAAGAUUAGUAAACAAUACGAACAUUUGUUUAAUCUAAAUGAUAAGGCCAAAGGUGGUUCAUUUUAUUUACAAUCGAAGAUUUAUCGAGCGAAAGAACGGAUUGACAAAGAAUUGAAAGUGUCCUCCUCAUCGACGACGUCCGAACCACCGGAAAGUUCGAAUGAAAGCAAAUCAGCUUAG
Molecule: messenger RNA, 399 nt
Organism: Adineta ricciae
Lineage: Eukaryota; Metazoa; Rotifera; Eurotatoria; Adinetida; Adinetidae
Source: the annotation of a GenBank genome assembly